This is a messenger RNA of Labrus mixtus (cuckoo wrasse), 3845 nucleotides long. Its product is annotated as inhibitor of nuclear factor kappa-B kinase subunit alpha-like. Bases 138 to 2426 code for a protein of 762 amino acids. Gene Ontology annotation, biological process: peptidyl-serine phosphorylation; positive regulation of transcription by RNA polymerase II; tumor necrosis factor-mediated signaling pathway. The record is from RefSeq and is a predicted model, not a curated record. Gene Ontology annotation, cellular component: IkappaB kinase complex; cytoplasm. The transcript has 22 exons. Lineage: Eukaryota; Metazoa; Chordata; Actinopteri; Labriformes; Labridae. Gene Ontology annotation, molecular function: ATP binding; IkappaB kinase activity.
UGAUGACGUCACGCAGGAAAGUACACACACUCACGUCGCUGCGUUGACCUGAAAAAACAACAAGACGAAACAGCAUCUCCACCGAGGGGGUAACAGCUCAUGUCACCGUCGUAGAAACAAGAACUUCCGUUACAACAAUGGAGAAACCUCCCUUCAGGCAGAACCAAAACUGCGGAGCCUGGGAGCUGAAAGAGAGGCUGGGCAUGGGAGGGUUCGCUCAUGUUUACCUGUACCAGCAUCGUGAAACAAACGAAAAACUAGCUGUGAAAAUGUGCCGUCUGGAGCUCACACCAAGAAACAAGGACAGAUGGAGCCGAGAAAUCCAGAUCAUGAGAAAGUUGAAUCACAUUAAUGUGGUGGCAGGCCGAGACGUCCCUGAGGAAAUGAUGCACAUAGCGCUAAAUGAUCUUCCACUGCUGGCCAUGGAGUACUGCUCGAGGGGAGACCUGAGGAAGAUGCUGAGCAAACCUGAAAACUGCUGCGGUCUGAAAGAGAGUGAAGUUCUCUCGUUACUCAACGAUGUUGGAUCUGGUAUCCAGUAUCUGCACGAAAACAAGAUCAUACACAGAGACCUUAAACCUGAAAACAUCGUGCUGCAAGAUAUCAACGGGAAGCUGGUUCACAAAAUCAUCGACCUGGGCUAUGCCAAAGACCUGGACCAGGGCAGUCUGUGCACCUCCUUUGUUGGCACGCUUCAGUACCUGGCUCCUGAGCUGUUUGAGAAUCAGCCGUACACCGUCACUGUGGACUACUGGAGCUUUGGCACCAUGAUUUUUGAAUGCAGUUGUGGUUUUCGUCCGUUCCUGCACAACCUGCAGCCUGUGCAGUGGGCCAGCAAAGUGAAGAAUAAGGGUCCAAAAGACAUCAUGGCUGUAGAGGACGUGAACGGAGAAGUCAAGUUCUCCACCCACCUCCCUUACCCCAACAACCUCAGCAGGACUCUGUUGGAGCAGAUGGAGUCCCUGCUGCAGCUGAUGUUAAAGUGGGAUCCGUACCGGAGAGGAGGAAUCUCCUACGAGGAUAACAAGAAACCGAUGUGCUUUGAAGUGCUGGAGCAGAUUCUGAGUAUGAAGGUGGUCCACAUCCUGAACAUGACCACGGCUCAGGUCCACUCCUUUCAGCUGACUCACGAUGAAAGCCUCCACAGUCUGCAUAAACGCAUCGAGGCCGAGACAAAGAUCGAGGUGGUCAACCAGGAGCUGCUGCAGGAGACGGGAGUGUCGCUGGAUCCCAGGAAGCCCGCUGCACAGUGUGUCCUCGAUGGAGUGAGAGGCUGGGACAGCUACAUCGUCUACCUGUUUGACAGGAGCAUCACCAAGUAUUCCGGGCCGUUCAGCGCCAGACAACUGCCCGAUAAAGUCAACACUAUCGUGCAAGAAGCCAAGACUCAGCUCCCCUUGGUGGCGUUGAAGAAGGUUUGGGGGGAAGCAGUGAGCUACAUCUGCGGCCUAAAAGACGACUACAGCAGGCUUUUCCAAGGACAAAGGGCUGCUAUGUUGAGUCUCCUGCGCUACAACACCAACCUGACCAGGUGUAAGAACAGCAUGUUCGGCUUCUCUCAGCAGCUCAAGGCCAAGUUGGACUUCUUCAAGAGCAGCAUCCAGUACGACCUGGAGAAAUACAGCGAUCAGAUGCACUACGGCAUAUCCUCUGAGAAGAUGCUGAAAGCCUGGCAGGAGAACGAGGAGAGGGCCGCCGCUUUUGCACAGGUGGCAGAGGUGAGCCACCUGGACGACGAGAUCAUGGCUCUGCACUCUGAGAUCGUGGAGCUUCAGAGGAGUCCGUACGCUCGUCGCCAAGGGGACAAGAUGGAACAGCUAGAGGAGAAGGCGAUCGAGCUUUACAAGCAGCUGAAGAUGAAAUGCAAAACACCUGAGACGGAUGAGGGCAGUGACAGCUCUGAGAUGGUGAAGGCGAUCAUUCAAACCGUGCAGAACCAGGACAAGGUCCUCAAAGACCUCUACACCCACCUCAGUAAGAUCCUGAUCAGCAAACAGAAGAUCAUCGACUUGUUCCCUCGCAUCGAGAAAACCCUGGAGAACAUCAAAGACGCUGACAACACAGUGAUGCAGAUGCAGAUCAAGAGGCAGAGAGAGUUCUGGCAUUUACUCAAGAUCGCCUGCGCUCAAAACUCGUCAAGGAGCUCGAUAGCAGCGAGUCCCGAGUCGUCCAACCUGCUGCAGGUCUCUCAGUGGUCGCAGUCGGCACAACCAGUCAGCUCCCCUCAUCCGCUCACAUCCCUACCUGGGCCAAACGACAGUGACGCUGCACCGCGUCUGCUGCAGGAGAACCAGAAGUACCUCAGUCAGCUGACCAGCCUGAUGCAGGACGCGGCCGACGACCAGACCAAGAGCAUAGUGGACCAAGACUGGAGCUGGACGAAAUACGAAACUUUAUCGACAAAAUUAAAAAAGAGAAACGCGUAAAAACCCAACUUGUGUCCUCCAUCUCCCCCCCCCCCCCCCCCCCCCUCCCCUCUGCCUGCGCUACGAGUAACACUAAAGACUGUAAGCUGUUCAAACACGCAGCAGAGUGAUGUCACGCGUCCUGGUACAGAUGUACCUGGACUCCAGAUGUUCUCCAACAACGACUCUCCUCAUCAUCUUUAGGGGGGGGGGAGGACAUGUUCUUAUUGAUGUGAGGAAACAUGACUCCAUGUCACUCCACUUGUUUUCCUUUCUGCUGUGUCAUUAUUCAUGAUACUCAUUUCUAAGAAGAGCAAACUGUAGCACCAGACGAGAGCGUUUUCUAUCUGUCACCUCGGACACAAACAUGGGAACUAACACGAGACAUAAAAGGAAAACACAGGAUGUGGUCGGGGGGAGGGGAGGACGAGGAGGAAAUUACAAUCAAGCAAACAGCACUUUGAUACUCCCAUGUAUCCUCUCUGUUGUUCCACAUGGCUGCUGAAACAGUCGCAGGAUUUUCCAGACGAGGCAGAAUCAGUUUCACUCACAAUCGGUUUAAAUCUUUUUAAUAUUCACAGACCGGCUUUAGAUUCUGUUUCCAUGUUCUGUUGAUUUACCUUCUUUUUUUUUCUAAAAUCAAGUGUCCUAUAUCCCAGGCAGAGCGCUCUGUGGUUAUGAAAUGUGUGACACAGACUUGACCGUGCCAUCAUGAUCAUAAAAAAAACGUCUUUACUGUACGUUCAGCGGGAGAAACAGACGGGCGGUGUGUCGGUCUCAUUUUAGAGCACAAAGUGUUUCACUGUGAGGUUUGAGCUGCGUUCAUGUCGUAUGGAGGCAAAGCAACGGUACGGCUUGUGGACAAAUGACCUUAAGGUCGCCGGAAGUUCUGUUUUCAUCCACAACUGUGAAGUUAAAUCAGGUCAUAAGAUAAACAGAUGGCCUCCAAGCGGACGGCCCUGGUUCAAGUCCGGCCUGUGGUUGCUCUCCAGUUUCCUACUCUGUCAGCUGUCCUUUCAAAUAAAGGACAAAAGUCAGAAAACAAAUCUUAGAAAAAAAUGGUUUUCUGAGGUUUAUUUUGGGGCUUUAUUGAGAGACGGGACAGUGGCUAUAGUCAAAAAUCAGAGAGAAAGAGAGAGGGGAUUGACAUGUCAGAUGUGAACUCGGACCGCCCACUUGGAGGACAAUAUCCUCCGCACAACCACUAGGCCACCGGCGCCCCGUGCAAUCAAGCAUUUAAUAUAAAACUAUCAUGAAAGAGGAACUUUACUUCAUAUUUCAUCACACUGCUCCGUCUCUUACACUUCAUGAUAUUCAUUCAAACAAACUUCUCCGACCAUGGAGGCUGAAAACGUUUUUAUUUUUAACGUGCAAAUUAAAAGUUCCGACUGAAAACGGCGUCCACUUCUGGGCCCUCGACCCACCAGUUGAGAACCACUG